Molecule: messenger RNA, 682 nt
Organism: Guillardia theta CCMP2712
Lineage: Eukaryota; Cryptophyceae; Pyrenomonadales; Geminigeraceae
Exons: 4
Coding region: 7-486 (159 amino acids)
Biological process (GO): iron-sulfur cluster assembly; intracellular iron ion homeostasis
Cellular component (GO): mitochondrial matrix; cytoplasm
Molecular function (GO): ferrous iron binding; 2 iron, 2 sulfur cluster binding
Source: RefSeq, a predicted model, not a curated record
UCAGCCAUGCUGCGCCGCUGCGCCACGCUGGUCGCGAGAGCGACACCUGCUAGGGGAUAUCACCAGAAAGUGAUUGAUCAUUACGAAAGUCCCAAGAAUGUUGGUUCCUUCGACAAGGGGGACAAGGCUGUUGGAACAGGCCUUGUUGGAGCGCCCGCGUGCGGUGACGUUAUGAAGCUCCAGAUCAAGGUCGGAGAGGACGGCAAGAUUCAGGAUGCAGUCUUCAAGACGUUUGGAUGUGGUUCUGCCAUCGCCAGUAGCUCCGUAGCCACCGAGUGGGUGAAGGGGAUGCACAUCGACGAGGCGUCCAAGAUCAAGAACACGGAGAUCGCCAAGCACCUGAGCCUGCCCCCUGUGAAGCUUCACUGCUCUAUGCUGGCAGAGGAUGCGAUCAAGGCCGCGAUCAAGGACUAUAAGAACAAGAGCCAGCCAGCCGCUGCUAAGGUCGAAGAGGCUCCCAAGCAAGCUGCGUCAACCUCCAUGUAAAAAUACCGUGUAAAGUGUCUAGUUCGUAUACUCAUCUCCGAGGCAUGGCUGCCGUUUGAGUUGCCUCCCCUGCUUGUGGUUAGUGGCAUGUCGUCAGUUUGCAGACGAUUGUCUCUGCUGUCCUUUGUUUGGGCAAGCCUGUCUUGAUUGCUCGCUAGGAUGCUGAAGCAAUGAGUGUAAUAAAGGAAGAAAAUCU